AUUGAGAGCUCAUCAUACGUUCUUCGAAGCUCUUCGACGGUAUAUUUGUCAGUGAAGGAGAUCCUCAGUUAGAGUGUGGUACUGUGAAGGUUGAGUUGUUGCCGAUUUUGACUCCUGUUCAACCAUGGAGAAUAGCGCCUUUGACCAAGAAGAAAGUGCCAAGUUCGCUGGACAAGCAUUUUCCACUGAUUUUGAAAGACAACAGAAGGAUCCCAAGUCCUCACCAGCCUCGAAUUUGCCACGGAAAAGCCGAAAAGAUCAACCAGGUCUUCGAAUUUUUGGCCAUUCCACGGAUCAAAGCGAUUCCAACGCGACCACACUUCCAGGCGAACAUAGCAUCGACGAGGAUCCAAACGAGGAAAUGAGUUCCGCCGGCCCCAAUUUGGAGAAAAUGAGCGACGCAGCCAAUGGCGAGCUGAGCCGAACCGAUAAUCCCAACAAGAAAGUGGGAUCGCGCAAGAAGUAUCGUUCCCGUUCCACUUCCGCCUCCAGUCAAGAUAGUUUCAGCUCGGGAUCUUAUUCAGGGAGUAGCUCGGACGAAGAAACGGUUUCUCCCCGAGAAAAGACUCAGAAGAAUUCGAAAGGUUUUACCGACUUCUGUGUCCGUCGCAUCGAACAGGCCUCUUAUGGACGGCGAGAAAUCGAGAUUGCCGAGCAGGAGAUGCCCGGUAUUAUGGCCUUGCGUAACAAGGCCAAGGACGAUAAACCGUUGGUCGGAGCCAAAGUUGUCGGUUGCACACACAUCAACGCUCAAACCGCCGUCUUGAUCGAGACUCUCAUCGCUCUCGGUGCUCAGGUCCGUUGGUCUGCCUGCAACAUUUACUCCACCCAAAAUGAGGUGGGUGCCGCCCUGGCCGAAAAGGGCGUUCCCGUGUUCGCUUGGCGUGGAGAGAGUGAGGAGGAUUUCUGGUGGUGCAUUGACAAAUGCAUCUCCGCUGAUUCCUGGCAACCCAAUAUGGUUCUGGACGACGGAGGCGAUGCCACUCACUUGUUGGUGAAGAAGUACAGUUCCAUCUUUAAGCUCAUGAAGGGCAUCGUGGAGGAGAGCAUCACCGGCGUUCAUCGUCUCUAUCAGAUGUCCCAAUCCGGGAAGUUGUUGGCCCCGGCCAUGAAUGUGAAUGACUCGGUGAUCAAGACCAAGUACGACAACUUGUACUCUUGCCGAGAGUCUAUCAUCGAUAGCUUGAAACGCACAACCGACAUCAUGUUUGGUGGCAAGCAGGUCUUGGUGACUGGCUAUGGGCAAGUGGGCAAGGGGUGUGCCCAGAGCAUGAAGGCCAUGGGUUGUGUCGUGUUCGUUACAGAGAUCGAUCCCAUCUGCGCUCUUCAAGCCUGCAUGGAUGGAUAUCAAGUUGUGAAGUUGAACGAAGUGGUGAAACAGGUGGACAUUGUCAUCACCGCCACCGGGAACAAGGGCGUGGUGACCCGCGAGCAUAUGGACAAAUUGAAGAAUGGUGCCAUUGUCUGCAACAUGGGCCACUCCAACACGGAGAUCGACGUGAUGUCUCUGAAGACUCAGGAUCUGACUUGGGAAAAGGUUCGCACCCAAGUGGACCAUAUCAUCUGGCCCAAUGGCAAAAGACUGGUCCUCUUGGCCGAGGGUCGAAGAGUUAACCUGUCGUGUUCCUCCGUUCCCAGCUUCGUGGUCUCCAUCACCACGUGCACCCAAGCAUUGGCUCUUAUUGAGUUGUUCAACGCUCCAGCUGGUCGGUACAAGGCUGACGUGUAUUUGAUGCCAAAGCUGAUGGACGAGUUCGUGGCCAGCCUACAUUUGACCGCGUUCGAUUCCCAUCUGACCGAGCUUUCGGAUGACCAAGCCAAGUAUAUGGGUCUAGCCAAGACCGGUCCUUUCAAGCCUAAUUAUUACCGGUAUUAGAUCAGCGCCAAUGGAUGAAGAAAACCGAAUGCACAGCCCAAGUUUGAUUUUACACUGAUAGCAUGCAUUUACCUCCGGUAAACCCAUUUCAAGAGUAAUAAUGAUGAUAAGAAAAGGAAUGUUUUUAUUGUAAGAGUCUGUCAAGUUGCCGCUUCGCACCCGUAGGUUGUGGGAUUGAUUAAUUUCUAGAUUUGACUGAAAAGUCCAAUAAGCAGCGCCGGCCUUUUGUAGCAAACAAGAUAAAGUAAAAAUACAGAACAUGGGUGGCUUUACAACGAAAACGUAUUUUUGUUAGAUGUCAAAUGUAAAAUUCAAUUGAAAUAAAGCACCUCCACAAAACUA
Tigriopus californicus is the source of this 2218-nucleotide messenger RNA. RefSeq names its product adenosylhomocysteinase-like 1. Lineage: Eukaryota; Metazoa; Arthropoda; Copepoda; Harpacticoida; Harpacticidae. The transcript has 10 exons. Gene Ontology annotation, biological process: L-methionine cycle. The record is from RefSeq and is a predicted model, not a curated record. Bases 125 to 1876 code for a protein of 583 amino acids. Gene Ontology annotation, cellular component: cytosol.